UCCGCCUCUCUCUCUCUUUCUCUCUCAUGUCUCCACCUCAACCGACUCUUUCCAGGUGUGCUACAUCGAAGGCCAUCGUGUAAUCAGCUUGGCCAAUGAGAUGUUUGGAUACAACGGGUGGUCUCACUCCAUCUCUCAGCAGAAUGUCGACUUCGUCGACCUCAUCAACGGGAAGUUUUAUGUCGGAGUCAGUGCGUUUAUCAAAGUGCAGCUGAAGGACGGGUCGUUCCAUGAGGAUGUCGGGUACGGAGUCAGUGAAGGACUGAAGUCUAAAGCUCUGUCACUGGAAAAGGCGAGAAAGGAAGCUGUCACUGAUGGCAUGAAGAGAGCACUGAAAUGCUUUGGUAAUGCCCUUGGAAACUGCAUCCUGAAUAAAGAAUACCUCCUAUCCAUUAAUAAAAUCCCUAAACAGCCUCCUCCUCCUCUAGACCCGGCGAAGACUAAGCGCUCUGAGGGUGAGCCGUCAGUGGAGAAGGCCCGGUUCUCCAGUCUGGUCCGGGAGGAAAAGCUUGUAUCUGCAGUGGGUCCUAGCAGGAUGCCGCUGGAGCCCAGAGUCCUCAACCAGAACCAGAACUGUUCAGAAGUAAACACUCCUAAUGCUGCUGGUCCUGCUCCCAACAGGGAGAGUGAGAAUGUCGGCUCCAGAACCGUCGUGGACUCGGGGGACAAUGUUGGGUCUGGGGAGCACACAGACCCCAAACAGCUGAGAAAGCUCCGACAGCAGCAGCUUCAGCAGAAGUUCAGGGAAGAGAUGGAGGCCAAGAGGCUGCAGCAGAAACAGGAUCAAACAAAGUCAGACACAGAGGUCACUAUUGGACCGGGAAGUCAUGAAGGUGUACCUGCGUUGAGUGAGAGCGCCUCAGCUGGACACAGGAAGCCCAGCAGCAGGGACGAGUAUUUAGCAGAUGAUCCUGAGCUUUGGGAUUUCACUCUGGAUGGGAUUGAGGAGGUGGAUGUCCCUGCAGACGGCCCACCCUCCAGAGGGCUCAGGCCCAGCACGCCCGGAAAUCACCAGAUGCAGACGAGGAGCAAGACCCCUCAGAGAGCCCCGGGAAGACCUCCAGAGGAGGCCCCGUCAUACAGCAGGGGACAGGACUGGGCUCUGUCCAGACCUCAACAUCAAAACCAGUAUCAGGCGAGACCAGGUGAAGUCUUGAGUCCGUACAGACAAGGACAGUACAUGAAGAAACGCCGACUGGACACUUGAGAGUUUAUCUUACUGUUGCACAGCUUCUUUAAAUCCUUUGAUGUUAUGUUUGUUUCAUAUUUAUUUCAAUGUUGAUGAAUUCAAGUUUAUUUUGUAAUGCUGCUAUAUCUGAUAUUUGGACAAAUGUUAUCUGGUUUUGUAAAAAAUAAAUAAAAACAUAACUACUAA
Morone saxatilis (striped sea-bass) is the source of this 1375-nucleotide messenger RNA. It is a transcript of the gene rad52, whose product is annotated as RAD52 homolog, DNA repair protein. The transcript has 9 exons. The record is from RefSeq and is a predicted model, not a curated record. The coding region runs from base 101 to 1207 and encodes 368 amino acids. Gene Ontology annotation, cellular component: nucleus. Gene Ontology annotation, biological process: mitotic recombination; double-strand break repair via homologous recombination; double-strand break repair via single-strand annealing. NCBI's taxonomy places the organism in Eukaryota, Metazoa, Chordata, Actinopteri, Moronidae.